AUCAUCAUCGCCAUCAUCAGCGUGCCGGGUGGUGUUAUGGCGACCAGCGGUGAGAGAGUGAUGUAAGAGUGACCCGCGGCACACAGCACAGCAGCGUCCCGGAGUGUGGCACAGCAGGCACGGCACUCAGCAUGGCGCACAGGCUGGUGGCGGCGGCGCGGCGGCUGGAGAGGCUGCUGCAGCGGGGCGUGCGGAGGGGCGCCCUGGAUGCUGGAUGGGUUGGGCAGCAGCUGUCGAGGAUGGAGUCCCCCCACAGCCCCUCUCUGAUGCAGCAUUGGUACCAGCUCUGCCAGAAACCUCCUCGUGGCUUUGAGAAGUAUUUCCGGGGCGGGGCAUCGCAGGGCAAGGGGGCAGGGCAGAAGAAGGAGGCCGGGGCGUCGGGUGCGGGAAGUAAUGCCCCGCCCCCGCCAUCUUCCACCCAGAGCAAGGGGCCGCCCCCAACCCCGGGCCCCAAAGAUCCAUUCUCCAUGAACUUGUUUGGCUCCAGCGGAAAGUCGGGGGGUGGUGGUGGGGGGCGUGGCGCAGGGAGCAAGCCGCUGGGCGAGGGUGGUGAGCGUGAGCGGUGGGUGGCGCUGGCAACACUGGCGGCGGUGGGCUUGCUGGGCGUGGCGGCGUACUACCAGAUGAGCUACCGGGAGAUCACAUGGAAGGAGUUCUCGAAAAAUUACCUGGCCAAGGGCAUCGUUGAGAAGCUGGAGGUGAUCAACAAGAAGUGGGUGCGUGUGAAGCUGAUGCCGGGGAACCAGGUGGAGGGUGCGACCACCCUAUGGUUCAGCAUCGGCUCGGUGGACGCGUUUGAGCGGAACGUGGAGACGGCGCAGCUGGAGGCCGGCACGGAGCCCAGCAACUUCAUCCCUGUGGUGUACAAGAACGAGCUGGAGGCGGCCACCUUCACCUCCUUCCUGCCCACACUGCUUAUCAUUGGUUUUCUGAUCUUCAUGAUGCGUCGGUCAGCCCAGAUGAUGGGUGGGUCGGGCGGCCGGCGUGGCGGGGGGCUGUUCGGCGGGGUGAUGGAGUCCACCGCCAAGAUGGUCAACCCAGCGGACAUUGGGGUCAAGUUCCAGGACGUGGCAGGCUGCGAGGAGGCCAAGGUUGAGAUCAUGGAGUUCGUCAACUUCCUCAAGAACCCCCAGCAGUACACCGAGCUGGGCGCCAAGAUUCCCAAGGGGGCCAUCCUCACAGGCCCCCCAGGCACAGGCAAGACCCUCCUCGCUAAAGCCACCAGCGGGGAAGCCAAUGUCCCCUUCAUCUAUGUGUCUGGCUCGGAGUUCCUGGAGAUGUUCGUCGGUGUGGGGCCGUCCAGGGUAAGGGACAUGUUCGCAAUGGCCCGCAAGAAUGCCCCGUGCAUCCUGUUCGUGGACGAGAUUGACGCGGUGGGGCGGAAGAGGGGCGGCCGGUCCUUUGGCGGCCACUCGGAGCAGGAGAACACCCUCAAUCAGCUGCUGGUGGAGAUGGACGGCUUCAACACCACCUCGAACGUUGUGGUGCUGGCCGCUACCAACCGCGUGGAUAUCCUGGACAAGGCGCUUCUGAGGCCGGGGCGCUUCGACAGGCAGAUCUUCGUGCCGCCCCCGGACAUCAAGGGCCGCGCGUCCAUCUUCAAGGUGCAUCUCGGCCCCCUCAAGACCCAGCUGGAGAAGAACGAUCUGGCGAGGAAGAUGGCCGCCCUCACCCCUGGCUUCACUGGCGCGGACAUCAGCAACGUGUGCAACGAGGCCGCGCUGAUUGCCGCCCGUGACGCCGAGUCGCACAUAAUAAUGAAGCACUUCGAGGCGGCCAUCGAGCGCGUGGUGGCCGGCAUGGAGAAAAAAACCAACGUGCUCCAGCCAGCCGAGAAGAAGACCGUCGCCUUCCACGAGGCCGGGCACGCUGUCUGUGGAUGGUUCCUGGAGCACGCCGACCCCCUGCUAAAGGUGUCCAUCAUCCCCAGGGGCAAAGGUCUCGGGUAUGCCCAGUACCUCCCCAAGGAGCAGUUUCUCUUCACCCAGGAGCAGCUCUUCGACCGGAUGUGUGUCAUGUUGGGCGGGCGUGCGUCGGAGAGUAUCUUCUUCGGCGCCGUGACCACCGGGGCACAGGACGACCUCAGCAAAGUGACCCGCUCUGCACAGGCCCAGAUCGUGCAGUACGGCAUGAACGAACGUAUCGGACUGCGUGUGUACCAACUGCCCGAGCCCGGUGAGAUGACCAUGCAGAAGCCCUACAGCGAGGCCACAGCCGGGGCAAUCGACGAGGAGGUGAAGGGCCUCAUCGACAGAGCCUACACCAGGACCAUGAACCUGCUGAAGGAGAAGAAGGAGUGCGUUCAGAAGGUCGCAGAAAGACUCCUGGAGCGCGAGAUUCUGAGUCGCGAGGAUAUGAUUGAACUCCUUGGCCCACGCCCCUUCAAGGAAAAAUCGACGUACGAGGAGUUUGUGGAGGGCACCGGCAGCUUCGAGGAGGACACCAGCCUGCCCGAGGGACUGAAGGAUUGGAACAAGGCCAGGGAGGAGCCGAAGGAUAAGAAGGAGGGGAAGGAUGCGGGGAAGGAUGUCAAGAAAGAUGGGCCUGCUAGCUAGUGGAAGGAUGAGGAAGAGGAAGGAUUUUUAAGAGUAGGAGGAUAAGAAGACUGCAAGAAAGAAGAAGAGGAAAGGAAAGAAGAGGAAAGAAGGAUGUAGGGAAGGAUGGGCCUGCUAGCUAGUGGAAGGAGGAGGAAGAGGAAGGAUUUUUAAGAGUAGAAGAAGAGGAAGAAAGCAAGAAAGAGGUUUAAGAAGAGAAAUGUAAUAACAGAAGAAGAGGAAAGAAGAAAUGAUGAAAAAUGGAUGAAUAAGAAAAGAGGAGUAAAUAGAAAUUGAUGAUGAAAGAAGAAGAAGGGAAGGAAAGGAAGAAAGGAUAUAGAGAGGAAGAAAAUGGCACAAAUAAAUAGAAAAAAUAAAAAAGAAAGGAAGAAUAAGGAAAGAAGAUAGGGCAUAGCAGAAGAAAGGAAGGAAGGAAGGAAGAGACUGAAAGAGGAAAGAAAGAAAGGAAGAGAGAGAUGAAUGAAGGAAGAAUGGAAGAAGGAAUAGAGACAAGGAUAGACUAUAUAGGAAGGAGAAAAGAAAGAAGGAAGGAAGAGAAAGAAAGAAGGAAGGAAGGAAGAGAGGGAGAGAUGAAUGAAGGAAGAAUGGAAGAAGGAAUAGAGACAAGGAUAGACUAUAGGAAGGAGAGGAGAAAGAAGGAAGGAAGGAAGAGAAAGAAAGAAGGAAGGAAGGAAGGAUAAAAAAAGGUUAGAUUAUCAUUGUUUUUGUUGUUUUUGUUGAUUGCUUUCUUUGUUUAGUUAGAAGGUUGUUUAGAUUAUUAUUAUUAUUAUUAUUAUUAUUAUUAUUAUUAUUAUUAUUGAUGUGAAUGGCCAUGUGUGUCUUCUGCUUUUUCUUCUUCUUUUUUUCUUCCUUUUCUUUCAUUCUUAUUUUUCUUUGUCUUCUUUUUUCCUCUUCUUCUUUUUCUUUGUAUUUUUUCUUGUUUGUCUUCUGUUAUUUUUAUUUUUAUUUGUCUUUUUUCUUCUUUUUCUUCCUCAUUUUCUUUUCUUUUAUUCUUAUUUUUCUUUGUCUUCUUUUUCUUCCUCUUUGUCUUCUUGUUUGUCUUCUGCUAUUCUUAUUUUUUGUCUUUUUUUCCUCUUUCUUCUGCUUUUCUUCUUUUCCUUUUCUUUCAUUUUUCUUUGUCUUAUUUUUUCCUCUUUUUCUUCUUUGUCUUCUUCUUCUUCUUCUUGUCAUUCUUUCUUCUUUGAUUUUCUUAUGAAUUUAUUAUUAUUAUUUUUUUUUACUUUUGUUUCUCUCUUAUCUUUCCUCCUCCUCUUCCUCCUUUUUUUUUAACUUAUUCUUCAUUUAUUUAACUUCUCCUUCUUCUCCUCCUUCUCUUCCUUCCUUCCUUCCUUCCUUCCUUUCUCUCAUUCAUAGUUUUCCUGUUAACCUUCCUUCUCCUCCUUCAUGGUAAUUUUCCUUCUUCUUCAUCUUCUCUUCCUUCCUUCCUUCCUUCCUUCCUUCCUUCCUUCCUUCCUUCCUUCCUUCCUUUCUCUCAUUCAUAGCUUUCCUGUUAACCUUCCUUCUCCUCCUCUUUUUCAUGCAAAUUUUCCUUCUUCUUCCUUCCUUCCUUCCUUCCUUCCUUCCUUCCCUCCUUCCUUCCUUCCUUUCUCUCAUUUAUAGCUUUCCUGUUAACCUUCCUUCUCCUCCUUCAUGCAAAUUUUCCUUCUUCUUCUUCUUCUCUUCCUUCCUUCCUUCCUUCCUUCCUUCCUUUCUCUCAUUCAUAGUUUUCCUGUUAACCUUCAUUCUCCUCCUUCAUGCUAAUUUUCCCUCUUCUUCUUCUUCUUCUUCUUCUUCUGUUUGGUUAAGUGAGGAAGCAAAUAGGAAGGAAGGCAUGUGUGUGUGUGUGUGUGUGUGUGUGUGUGUGUGUGUGUUAGAGAGAGACUAGGUUAAGGUCAAGAGAGAGAGAGAGAGAGAGAGAGAGAGAGAGAGAGAGAGAGAGAGAGAGAGACCUUAUAUAUUACAGAAGAAAGGAAAAACAUCGAUAAAUAAAUAAAAGAAAGAAGUGAAGAAGAAUUAAAAGAAGAGGAAAAGAAGUUGAAGAAAAAACAUUGAAGAAAAAGGAUGAAAAAGAAAACAGCCAAAAAAAAAUAUCAUAACAGGAAAAAAAAACUAGAAAAAAAUAAGAAAAAAAGGAGGAAAGAAAAUGAAAAAAAGAGAAGCAGAGAGAAAAAAGAAAAAGAGAAGGAAAAAUCAUUAACAGGAAGAAGAAAAAAAGUAAAAAAUUAGAAAAAGAAAAUGAAAAAAUAAGAAAAAAAGGAGGAAAGAAAAUGAAAAAAGAGAAGCAGAGAGAAAAAAGAAAGAAGAAAAAAUCAUUAACAGGAAGAAGAAAAAAAGUGAAAAAUUAGAAAAAGAAAAUGAAAAAAUAAGAAAAAAAGGAGGAAACAAAAUGAAAAAAGAGAAGCAGAGAGAGAAAAAAAGAAAAAAAAGAAAGAAAUAUAGAAAACAAACAAGCAAAUAAAUGUAAUAGUUCACAUAUUUAUUACUCCAACUAUUAUUAUUAUUAUUAUUAUUAUCAUCAUUAUAAUCAUUAGUUCUGCCCACCUUGUUUUGCGGCAGCCUGUAAAUAGUGUAUGUAUGUAAAUGUAAAAAAAUAUGUCUGUUAGUCGCCCCUUAACUUACACAAAGAGAUAGAAAGAAAAUGGGGUAAAAAUAUAAUAGAAAAUUGACUUGGGUGCUGGGAGGAAGAGCGGCCCCCCUUAAGGAAGACUAACCCCUGGCGCACAGUGUUGCCAGUUUGUUUUGUAAUGUUAUCCUCUGAGGCAACACGCGCUUAUUGUAA
Eriocheir sinensis (Chinese mitten crab) is the source of this 5313-nucleotide messenger RNA. RefSeq names its product AFG3-like protein 2 (gene Afg3l2). Bases 132 to 2555 code for a protein of 807 amino acids. Gene Ontology annotation, cellular component: membrane; m-AAA complex. Lineage: Eukaryota; Metazoa; Arthropoda; Malacostraca; Decapoda; Varunidae. Gene Ontology annotation, molecular function: ATP hydrolysis activity; ATP binding; metalloendopeptidase activity. The record is from RefSeq and is a predicted model, not a curated record. The transcript is spliced from 14 exons. Gene Ontology annotation, biological process: protein-containing complex assembly; mitochondrial protein processing.